AUGGCUAAUUUUACUACAGUGAAUGCAUUUCUUCUCAUGGGGUUUUCUGCUGAGCCUGAGCUGGAAAUCUUAUGUGCUUCUCUCUUCUUAGUCUUAUACUUAGUGGCUGUAACUGGAAAUAUUGUCAUUAUCAUUGCCACUUCUGUGGAUGAUAGUCUUCACUCACCUAUGUAUUUUUUCCUGAAACAUCUCUCCUUCUUGGAUCUAUGUUAUGUUUCUGUGACCGUACCAAGGUCCAUUUGCAACUCUUUCAUGCAUAGUGGCAAUAUUUCCCUCUGGGAAUGCAUAUUACAGUGUUUUGCUUUCACUCUCUGUGGUUGUGCUGAGAUGGCCAUGCUCACAGUGAUGUCUUAUGACCGCUAUGUGGCCAUCUGCCUUCCACUGCGCUAUGAAAUCAUCAUGAAUAUCAGCACCUGUAUUCACGGAAUCUUAGCUGUCUGGAUCAGUGGGGUUAUCUGAAUCAUGCACACAGCCGCUACUUUCUCCAUCCACAUCUGUGGUGCCAAUAUCUUUCACCAGUUCUUCUGUGAUGUGCCUCAGCUCCUGAAACUUGCUUGCUCUAACAAGUAUGUCAGUGAGCUUGGGGUCACUGGCUUCCUGUCCUUGGUGGCAUUUCUUUGCUUCAUCUGCAUUGAACUCUCCUACACGCACAUAUUCUCUACCGUGCUGCUGAUCCCAUCUGCUGAAGGCAGAGCCAAGGCCUUUUCCACUUGCCUGCCCCACCUAUCUGUUGUCCUAUUGUUUAUCUCUACGGGUGUCUUUGAUUUUCUAAAGCCACAUUCUGACUCUCCAACUGUAUUAGACUUUUUGCUCACUGUUUUUUAUACUGUUCUGCCUCCAACACUCAAUCCAAUGAUCUAUAGCCUGAGAAACAAAGCCAUGAAGGCAGCUCUAAGAAAGGUGUUUAAAAGAAGAAAAGCCUACCUCUUUUGCUGA
Ceratotherium simum simum (southern white rhinoceros) is the source of this 936-nucleotide messenger RNA. RefSeq names its product olfactory receptor 14J1-like. Lineage: Eukaryota; Metazoa; Chordata; Mammalia; Perissodactyla; Rhinocerotidae. Gene Ontology annotation, molecular function: olfactory receptor activity; G protein-coupled receptor activity. Gene Ontology annotation, cellular component: membrane. Gene Ontology annotation, biological process: G protein-coupled receptor signaling pathway. The record is from RefSeq and is a predicted model, not a curated record.